AUGCCGUCCGUUGCCAUCUAUGCCUAUGUCUUGGUGUAUGCGUAUGCCCUGCGAUUAGAAGAGGAUGUUGAUACCUUGGACGGGCUUUGGGCAAAUGAGUCGCACGCUUUCGGGCGAGAUGACGACACGUUCAGGCGAGAUGAGGCCAGCCCUGCGGGGAGCAAUUGGAGUCCAGCAUUGGUGGGCGAGCAGCUGUCUGCGGAGCAAGUGGAAGAUGAACUGCACAAAUUCUUGGAGAUCAAGUGCAAUAGGAGGUCUCACAAUGAGUGGAAGAAGUGGCUCAAGGACAUCGGCACAGAGAAGGCUGACAAGAAGAAGAAGAAGAAGUCGUUUGAGAAACAUGCUGAUUUCCUGAACAUUGCUUGGAAGAGUCGGAAGUCCAACGAACCAGAUGCCUGCAACCAACAGCUGGGUGGUUUGCUUGCGAACCUCACGAAUGCUUGCAAGAAGAAAAAAGUCGAAGGCUUUAAGGGCAAGCAGAAGAGCUGUGGAGAAAGUGUUGAAGAUAUCUUCCUUCAUGGAGAAACUCUGGUUCGGAUUUUUCAGACGCCUGAUAAAGACCAUUUGAGAAAGCUAAAAAUCCACGUGGGCAAACUGAAGCCAAUGCAGCAAAGUUUGGAGUUUGUAAAGUUCUGGAUCACAGACCUGACCACUGCGGAGAAAGCUGCGAUCCUUUGGGCUGGAUUUUGGACAGAUGCCUCCGACCCGGAAGGCCACAAGAGUCGGACUUCGAAAGAACGUCUGUUUGACUUCGCAGAUCGAAUAGAGACCCAGACGGUACACCCCUCCACUCACCUGGGGAGGAUGGCAGAGGAGAAUGGCAACUUGGCCAAUUGCCAAAGCCCCAUAGCCAACGAUCUGAAGAGCAACAUGUGGAGUUUUUUCAGUUUCUCCUUCGUUUACAGCAUGAGGAAGAAGAACCAGGACAUGGUCGUGGCCUUGGUGCACAAGGAAAUGGAUGGAGCACGGGCAUUGAGCGAGUCCAUCCUGUUCAACUACGAGGUGCCAUCGCUGGGCGUUGCAGCUUGGGGACUGGGUUUUUGGUCUCCACAGGUGCUUCUCAUUGAUCUUUUGGGCACGUGCAGCCAAACGAGCCCGGCACUGCGGGAACAGUUAUUCUCUCAGUUGCCCUCAUGGUAUGAAAGCGCCAAGAAUAUGGACGGUUUCCAUGGAUGGCACAAAAACACAUAUCCUCGGCGUUCAAGAUUGUCCUGGACUUGCUUGGACUGUCCACAUGCCAGCUGUCAUUUGGACGAGCAUCUUGCAAACCAAGUGAAGCAGCUACUGCAAGUCAAGCGCCAGCAAGAUGACAAAGACACCAAGUUGAUCGAAGCUGCUAAGGAAGGCAGGGCCCAUGCAGUGGAGGAUCUAUUGGAGAAUGGAGCCGAAGUAAACUGCCAGGACAAGAAAGGCAACACACCUUUGUGGUACGCCGUGAUCAACCGUCAUGCGGUCAUGGCCCAGUUGCUGUUGAAGCACGGUGCGUUCAUCGAUGCCAUGAAUGAGGGCGGCAAAACUCCACUUUGGGAGGCAUUGACAGGAGGUGAUGAUGACUUGAAGCAGCUCAUGAAACGCGUGGCACAAGCCUACGCGCCUUCUGUUCAGACAAUCUCGCUUCCAAAGGGGACUGAUGAGAUGCUGAAGGUGCUCGCGAAGCAUGUGACGGAUGCCUCCAAGGAGUGGAGGGGCUGUGCUGGAGCCAUCGCGCAGCUCGCAAAGUUAUGGGGAUAUGAACCCAAAAGCAUACCUGAGUGCUGGAAAGCAAAGGAGACCCUGGAAAUUCUGCAUGUUGACAAAGGCUUCGAUGUGACGUGCCAAAAUGGAUCCAUCGUGAUGAUGGGAAUCAAAAGAGCAUCGCAAGCAAGAGCACAAGUGAGACUUUCAGAUUUGAACGCUCCAAUCCGUGACCUCCAGCGAUUACGUGCGCUUGUGUUAGAUGGCUCCCAUAUCACUGGACGCUUACAGGAGCUGAAGGAUUGGGACCUCUUCGACCGCUUGGAGCGUUUGCACAUGCGAUGGUGCAACAUUGAUGGUGAGUUGAAGCACUUCAACAACUUCACAAACUUGAAGUACUUGAAGUUGUCUGGACACAAGAUUCAGGGGUCUUUGGAACAGCUGGAGGAGGAUUUCUGGAAAAACAUCAUCAUCUUGGACUUGAGAAGCACUUCUGUGACUGGAGAUGUAUCUAGUGAAAAUUUGAAGGCUUCGAAGUUGAAGGGCUUGUGGUUGCAGAAUACCAACAUCACAGGAGAUGUCAUGAACAUUUUGUCGCAGAGUCCUGACAUGAAGUACCUUCAUCUCCAAAAAACCCAGGUGCACGGGUACAUGGUCCAUCCACGAGAUUUCAAGAAAGACGUGAAUCGAAGGCUUGUUCCAACUGCCAAGACUGAAGCUCAAGAUUCGGAACUUCAGGAAGUUCUUGCAGGACAAAAGCUCUUGGAGUUGGUGCUUUACAACACCGCCGUCCAAUUCGACAUCAAGCCACCUUUUGACCAGGCUCCCUUCCCCGAGCUGGCCAAGUUGGAUGUCACAGGGUGCAACCUCUCGAUGGAUGUGUGGGAUUUCCUUUUUCCUUUUGCCAAUACAAGCUAUAAGUUGGCAGAGGUGAGAGCAGCAAAAUGCGACCUGUACGGGACAGUGGAAGGAGUAUUUGCAGCGAAGAAUCGCCCCAUGAGAUGGCAAGUCAGUGUUCUUGACCUUUCGCAAAACAACAUCACCAGGCUUUUGGGCAAGCCACGCCCUUGUUGGGUUGACCUCAGCAACAACAGCAACCUCAACGAGAUCAAUCCCGAUUAUUUCAAGGAUACUACGUUUCUGGACAUUCGAAAUACAUCCUACAAUGGAGAUGAAGAGGAAACACAGCCUCGCGCUCCGGUGAUUUGCCUCGUGACAAUGGGUGCAUUGCUGCUGGCAGGACUUUCUUUAUGGAAAUAUGUAUGGCGCCCACCAGAAAGGAACACUGCAACAGAGCAGGGUAAACGGCUCUUGGAGUUGUUAGAGCAGCUCUUGCUUGUCUUGAGCUAUUGUCAGCUUUUGUACGCCAUCCUUUCCGUGCACUGGCGAGCAUCAACAAAUGAAGGUGAACAGAACGAGGGAGUGAAGUUCUCUAUCGUGGAGUUGGUACUGUUUGAUUUUGGAUGGUUAGUGGAUGUGCUUUCUGUUCAAUGCCUACUUGGAUACAAAGAUGGCCGUAACUUCGAAGUGCUGGUGUCCAUUUUUGCCUUGCCGGCGCUUGGUGUGGCUGCCUUGAUUCUUGGUCUGUGCAAAUGGCGUAGUCCAUUUUAUGGAUUGAAGUAUGCCAUUGCCAUCACAUCCAUCGCAUUUCAAACCGCCAUUCUGCGCACCAUUGAGAACCAGUUCUUGUGCCAAGCGCGGAGCAAGAUGGGAUUCUUGUUGGAAGAGGGAGCCUUCUUACGCCCGAGGCCCUUCAUUGCUUGCGGGGUCUCCAAUGUCAUAGAUCCCCUCAGGUACCGGCUUUGUGCUGCUCUUGCCAUCAACGGAGCCUUGAUCCCCGGUGGCCUUUGCCUGCUGGGCGUUUACAUCACUCGUCAGAUCCAAGGAGUCCAAGGUCUUCUAUCUUCGAUCAACCCAGUGAUUCAGUGUGACGCUUCCAACCCAGAUACAGUGACUUUGCACUUUGCCACCGUCCAAGUUGCAGCUGAGAAGCUUCCUUUGAGCAGAGAAGACUUGGGAGUUUAUGUGGAUCUCCCAAGUCAAGCCAUGUGGAUCCAUGCUGCGGCCUACGUGGUUUGCAUCGCCGAGUCGAUCGGCAGCACGCAUUUGGAGGUUGUGGAGGCCGACUUCAGCACGAAGGUGCCAGAGGCGGAAGUGAAGAAAAAGUCUUUGGACGUCUUGAAAUUGAAGUUGACAAAGGAUGCCCACUUCAAGGAAUUCAGCGGAAAGUCGCAACAGAUUGUUCUGCAAGAAGCUCGAGCACAUGCGCAGAGACUCAGCAAGAGAUUGCUGUACCGAGCCAUUGCCAAGCGAGUGACAACUGGGCCUAUUUGGGUUGGCGUCCGGAAUUCCUUUCACCGAUUUGCAGACAAGGACCCUCUGAUCUGCGAGGGUUUGCAGAAGUUUUUCUUGCUAGCUAUGGCCCGAAUGUGUGCUGGAGCAGAGGAUCCCGUAGACCAAAUGCAUUGGAUCGCGGCGGCCUUGGCCGCCACCACUUCCGGCAUCGUCAUCGCCAAGCCUUUUGGAAGCAAAUCUCGUAAUGAUUUGGCCACCGUUUGCUUUGGAGCUUUGUCUUGCACGGCAGGGCUUCUUUGCAUCAAUGGUUUUUCAGUGCUCCAGUUCGUGCCCAGUGUGGUGGUUGCCCUGUUCUUUCUCCAUUUGCAACUGAUGCCCGGUGACAUAAUGCUACAGACCCACUGGCUUCAAGCAGAGAUGAGAGAACAGCUGGGCGUCAGUGAAGAUCAGCCUGACGAGAUGAAAGACACCAAGGAGGACAACGAGAACGGGAAGACGAGAGACCACAAGGAGAGAAUGCCCACAGAGUUGCCUCUUGAGCUGCCCCUGCAGACCAGCGAAUGGAAUGCCGGGUGUCCUGCGUGGUGCUCGGAACUCGUCAUGCAGUAUCGUGGCUUGACAAGGGCAGUAUGGCACCGAAGAAGAUCCUCCAGCCUGGCUCUACUCGACCCAGGAAAUCAUCCUGACUCAAGUGAGCAGGCUGAACGCAUCCGAAACGGGCGUUCCUGA
Molecule: messenger RNA, 4698 nt
Organism: Durusdinium trenchii
Lineage: Eukaryota; Dinophyceae; Suessiales; Symbiodiniaceae
Source: the annotation of a GenBank genome assembly